AGACAAAAAAAUCGAGAAAUUAGUUUGAAUUACGUGUAUCCAACAAAAGAUUAGUAAAAUAAUCAGAAUUUAAUAACUAACAAAAGUCAAAUAGAUCAUAAAUUGAAAGGAUGAUAGCGAAUAUAGCAGUUUUCAUUUUUUUCUUAGGAUUUUUAAGCGAGAUAAAAAGUGAUAAGCCGAUUUUAAGAGGCAUUAAUCCACAAAAGGCUCAACUCUAUAUUAGUAAAAAUGAUAAAUUUACAUGUUUCGACGGUAAAAAAGUUAUAAAAUAUUCCCAGUUGAAUGAUGACUUUUGUGAUUGUGCUGAUGGCAGUGAUGAGCCAGGCACAUCAGCGUGUGUCAAUGGGCGUUUCUAUUGCAUCAAUGCAGGCUUUAAGCCAAUUAUUAUUCCAAGCUCAAGAGUAAACGAUGGUGUGUGUGAUUGCUGUGAUGCUUCAGAUGAAUAUUUCAGCAACGCAAAAUGCAUCAAUAACUGCAUUGAGCUGGGAUCAGCUGAUAGAAUAAGAGAGAAGCAACAAGCUGAGUUAUUAAAAAGUGGCAAUCAAGUGAGACUUGAAAUGGCACAGAAAGGCAAAAAAAAGAAAGAAGAGCAAAAGAUUCGAAUGAGCGAGCUCGAGAAAGCACGAGAACAAGCAGAGCAACUCAAAGAAGAGAAAUACAAGAUCAAAGAUGAUGCAGAAAUAUUAGAAAAUGCAGCUUUAGAUGUGUAUAAACAAGCAGAUGAAGAGGAAAAGAAGCAAAAGAUGGAACUUGAAUCUGAGGCGAAUCGAAAUGAAGCCGAAGAAACUUUCAGGAAGUUCGACUCAAAUGCUAAUGGCAAGAUGGAGAUAAUUGAACUUCAAACAAGAAUCAUGUUCGAUAAAGAUCGUAAUGGUGUCGUGGAAGUUGAAGAAGCUCGUUACUUCCUCGACGAAAACGAUGAAUUAGAUCUCGAAGGUUUUGUAACGCUUGCAUGGCCUCGAAUUAAGCCUUUCUUGAUGCUUGAUUCCGGAUUAUUCAAAGCACCGAAGAAAGAAGGAGAUGAACACAUUGAUGAUGAAGACGACGAGUCUAUAGAUGCAGCUGGCGAUGAGCCAAUAGAAGAAGCUGAAUUAUUAAAUGAAGAUGAAGAACAUCAUCAUGGUGACGAUGAUGCAGAUUAUGAUGAAGAAGCUGAAGGACAACAAGAAGAUCAGCCCGAGCCACCUCAGCCACAAUAUGACGAGGAAACUCAAAGACUCAUCCAUUUAGCAAAUGAAGCAAGAAACCAAUAUGACGUUACUGAUCGCGAGUUUCGUGAAAUUGAUCGCGAACUUUCCGAUAUUCGAAAUGCUUUGGAGAAAGAUUUCGGACCAGAAGAAGAGUUUGCUCCAUUGAAUGGCGAAUGUUUCAGUUUUGAAGAUCGUGAAUAUGUUUACAAGUUAUGUCCAUUUGACAAAGCGGUUCAGCAGCCAAGAAAUGGUGGAGCUGAGACAAGACUUGGGACGUGGGAUAGUUGGAAAGGAAGUGACUAUCGUCAAAUGCUUUAUGCAAAUGGAGCGGGUUGUUGGAAUGGUCCAUCACGAUCUGCUAUCGUCGAGCUUGAAUGUGGUCUUGAUACAAGAAUUCUUAGUGUAAGCGAACCAAAUCGCUGCGAAUAUUUCUACAAGAUGCAAACACCAGCAGCUUGUUCAACAACACGUCUUGAAAUUCAUGAUGAAUUGUAAGUUUGUUUAGUCAGCUUCAGUCUCUUAUCAGAGGAAGAAAAAGCUCACAAAUCAUUUCUAAUUUAAGUGAAAAACAAAUUGUAAAAAGAACUGAACACGAGAAAUUUUUCAUUUCAUUAUCUUUUCUUUUUUUAUUAUUAUUUUUGUCAUUAUUAUUAUCAACAUCUUAUAAGUGAAACUUUUUCUUUAAAAAUUUGUUUAGCUAAAAAUUCCAUUUUUUCUCAUGAUUCAUGAUUAAAAAAACAGAAAAGAAAAAAUUAAAUGCGUUGAAAUUAUUAGAAGCAAAAGCAUUUAGACAUUCCUAAGGCGCAAUUAUUUUAAUUCAAUCAUUCAUGUGGUAAAAUUUAACAAAGUUGUUUAGAUUUUUUGUGAAAUAAAUAAGUUUGAGAAGGAAAUCAUGUUGUUUAGACAUUUCUUAGCAUGAUUUUCAAAGAGUUCCACAAUCUAAAGACGUUGCAACAAAAGAUUUCUUUCAUCUCUUUUUUAUUAUUGAUUCCAAUUUUUAAUCUUUUAUGUUACAGGAAAAUGUAAAUAUCUAAAUGUAAAAUUAUUAAGCUUUUGUAUUAUUAAAUUUCAAUUUAUCGCACUUAAUCUCUAAUUAAAUAUUAUCAUUCUCAUCGAUUUAUAAGUGGUAAAGUGAUCAUAAUUUUCUUUCAUAUUUCAAUAAAUACGCGAACGACGGAAAGUGCUUC
Messenger RNA from Clunio marinus, 2377 nucleotides. NCBI's taxonomy places the organism in Eukaryota, Metazoa, Arthropoda, Insecta, Diptera, Chironomidae. The record is from the annotation of a GenBank genome assembly.